AUGAAAACCACCAGGUUUAUGAUAACUUUAGUUAUUUUAGUUUACGUUUUUAUUUCUUUCGUUUGUACUAACGAGACUUUAAAACGUGAUGAGAAGAAAUCAAAGUCUGUGACUACUUUCGUAAGUGCGAAGUGGGAAGCUACGCCGAUAGUUUUAGAACUUGCCGAAUAUCUUGCAGGCGAGAGUGCCGAUUUGUUCUGGUCUUUUGUAGAUGGUAUAAAUUCGCUGAAAUAUGGUUUAGACUCACUGGAAACUGAUAAGCAAGUGUAUGAUGCAUGCAUUGAUGUUGCAAGCUCUCUGUUGGCCCCAGCUCAACUGCGGAUGGCAAAGCUUGCACUUUCUAUGCACCUUACUUCGCCCACAGUCAGGAUGUUUGAUCAGAUUGCAACACAGAACAGUGCCAAAGACAUCAAUUGUGAAGCUUUUGUCUCAAUUGCUUCAAAAAAUAUUUGUGAUAAUGAUGCUCUAACAGAUAUUCUUAAGUCAUAUAGUCAGUAUGAUGUGGAAGAACACAAGUUGCAGACCUAUCUCCUUGACCAUUCAUAUCCAAGCAGUGACAACAAAAGUCUUACUGCCAUAUUGUAUGGAGAACUUGGAACAAAAGACUUUGCUACCAAGCACAAGAUACUGUCAGCAUAUGCAGACAAGGGAGCUAUUAACUAUGUAAUAAGAUGGAGUAUAAAGCCGCGCAGCAAACCAAAAGUACGUCUAUCGGGCUAUGGAGUGGAACUACAACUAAAAAGUACAGAGUAUAAGAGUCAAGAUGACUCUACACCAAAGGAAUCUGAAGAUGGAGAAUCUAGUGCUCCAUCUGAAGAAGAAGACGAAAACGAUCCCCAAAACCAAAUUGACGGUUUUAAUUUCGGAAGACUGAAGAAUUUAUUUCCUGGACUGCGCUCACCUUUAGAGAAAUUCCGACGUCAUUUAUCUGAGUCCAGCGAGGAAUUAGCGCCGCUCAAGGUGUGGCAAAUGCAGGCGUUAAGUAUGCAAGCUGCGGUAGCUGUCGUUGACGCUAAUGAUGCGGGUGGCGAUGAAGCACUUAAAGUGCUUACUUCUAUUGCUCAAAACUUUCCUAUGCAGACUAAAUCACUGAUACAUGUGAAUGUCCCAAGAGCAUUCCGUGAGGAAGUGUUAUACAAUCAAGAUAUCUGGUCUUCUGCGUUGGGGCUUCGGCCUGCAGAACCUCUUCUUCUUGUCUCAGGAGCGCAGUAUGACGCUGAGGAGGUUGAUGUAAUGGCUUUGCUAGCUGCAUUAAAAGAAGAUAUUGGACCUAUGAAUACGCUGCAUGCGCUAGGACUGUCCAAAAAGCUGAUCAAUAAACUAAUGUCUCUGGAAUUGGGCGAAUCAUAUACAUGGGAAGAGUACGGGCUCGACAUCCGCGAUACAGCUAUUACGUGGCUUAAUGAUUUGGAAACUGAUGACCGAUAUCGGCGUUGGCCUGGUUCGUAUAUGGAGUUGCUGAGGCCCACGUAUCCUGGAAUGUUGAGGAAUCUUAGGAGAAAUAUUUACAAUUAUGUUAUUAUAGUGGAUCCAACAUCUCUUAACUCGGGACCGCCAUUGAAAUUGGGUGAGACGUUACUGAAACAUGCUACGCCGGUCCGGGUCGGUCUUGUAAUAGCUCCUAGUCCCGAUAAUGCUCCUCUCGAAGCCGCCGUAAGGUCCGCUUUCAACUAUGUAGCACAGGAAAGGAAUUCUAACAAAGAAGCUUAUUACUUCUUGACACAGCUAUUACAUCCAACUCAAGGCGAAAAAUUAACUAUAGAACUUGUAAAGAAACAACUAAACAAAUACACAAGUUUCAACUCUAAUUUAGAUGACAUUGUAUCAGAAGAUUCUGAAUACAACUUUGGAAGACAAUUGUCGGCAGAAUUUGUUGCAAAACUCGGUACCAACAAUUACCCGCAGGUGUUGGUUAACGGGGUACCGCUUGUUGAGGAGGGUGCAACAUCAGUAACGUCGUCAGUGGAGCUACUAGAAGAGGCGCUUGUGACGUCAUUGUCUCGUCACACCGGUCGCUUGCAGCGUGCUGUGUUUAGAGGAGAGGUUUCUGAUACAGAGGAUGCUGUUGAUUAUCUCAUGAAACAGUCGCACAUCAUGCCUAGAUUGAAUCGUCGGGUUUUGGCUUCGGAUCCGUCGCAGUACUUGGAUUUGUCAGGAUUAGCCUCAUCUAGUGAAUUCUUUACUGAGGACAAGAUUCAACAUCUUCUGCAUUUGACAGGUCGGGAUGCCAUCGCAACUGCUUUACCCCUACUCAAGUAUUUCGCCAAAUCUGGUAAAACGGAAAAGAUUACUCAAACAAUUUGGAUAGCUGGCGAUUUAAAUAAUAAGAAGUCUAGGGACCUUCUAAAAGAUGCUUUGACAUUCAUGCGUGAAUCUGGUGGAGUUCGUGUGGCCUUCAUACCAAAUGUAGAUAAUACAUUAACUGUCGACCAAUCACUGAACAAAGUUGUGUUAGCCGCACUCACCACUCUCGAUGCGCCAAAAGCUACUACAUAUGUGCUCAAGUUACUUGAAGAUGAAGGUUGUCAUGAGAAACAGACUUGUGAUAUAUUGCCGGAGCUGGUGGCAGCGCUGAACAAGCACGAGUGGGUGCUGAAGGCGUCGCGCGUGCUGUGCGCGCGCUCGCUCAGGCUGCGCGCGGGCGCUCGCGCCCUCGUGCACAACGCCAGGCUCAUCGGGCCCUUCAGCGACGACGAGACCUUUACUCUCGAAGACUUCACAUUACUCGAAAGGUUCACCAAUCAAGCAUAUGCUGAUAAGCUCUCUGAAGUCUUAGAUAAGAAGAAACCAGUAGAUUUGGAUGAUAUUUUUGGUGACGAUGAUGAUUAUGAGACAAAGGAGCUAACUGUAGAAGACAGGCUGAAAGUAGUGUCAGUGGUAGCGGCGCGAAGCCCGCGCGUGCGCAGCUCCCUGCCGCCCGGCCUCCGCACCGACCACUCACUCGUCGAUCUGCGGCCUCUGCGCGAUGACGAGGCUGCUAUUGAGAUAAUAGCUGUGUUGGACCCUGCAUCGACGGCGGCUCAACGACUCGCGCCGCUACUUUUGGUUUUACGUCGCGUCAUCAACUGCCGCAUCAAACUGUUUGUUAACCCACAAGACAAGAACUCUGAUAUGCCGCUUAAAAGUUUCUACCGCUACGUGUUGGAGCCAGAGCUCCAGUUUACAUCAUCGGGGGCUUUAACAGGCGGUGCUUUAGCGCGGUUCUCUCGCCUGCCGCAUGCACCUCUCUUGUCAAUGGAGUUGAGGACACCACCCAACUGGCUCGUCGAGUGCGUCAAAUCCGUUUACGAUCUUGACAACAUUCGACUAGCUGACGUGGAUACACUUGUGCACAGUGAAUUCGAAUUAGAAUACUUACUACUAGAAGGUCACGCCUGGGACACAACACUAGGUACUCCGCCACGUGGUCUCCAACUGGUGCUGGGCACAAGAGACAAACCAGAACUCAUGGACACCAUAGUCAUGGCAAAUCUUGGUUACUUCCAGCUUAAGGCUAAUCCCGGUGCAUGGAUAUUAAGACUGCGACCUGGAAGAUCAGAUGAAAUUUACGAGAUUGUCGGUCACGAGAAUACCGAUACUCCGGCAGACAGUGAAGACAUUCAGGUACUGAUGAGUUCGUUCCGAAGUCACGUAAUCAAACUACGAGUUAGCAAGAAGGCCGACAAGCAAAAUGUCGACCUACUUGUCGAAAAUGAUGAAAAGAAUGCUGGCGGUAUAUGGAACUCAAUAGCCAGUUCGUUUGGUGGAGGCGACGAGCAGGAGGCACAAGAUGAAACUAUAAACGUGUUCUCAGUAGCAUCAGGACAUUUGUAUGAGAGGUUCCUUCGCAUUAUGAUGUUGUCUGUGCUCAAACACACAAAGUCGCCUGUUAAGUUCUGGUUUCUCAAGAACUAUCUUAGUCCUUCACUCAAGGAUAUCUUGCCGUACAUGGCGCAAGAGUACGGAUUCGAAUACGAGCUAGUACAGUACCAGUGGCCGCGCUGGCUCCAGCGGCAACGUGACCGACAACGAACAAUUUGGGGGUACAAGAUCCUUUUCCUAGAUGUCCUUUUCCCUCUACACGUGAAAAAGAUAAUCUUCGUUGACGCAGAUCAGAUUGUCCGCGCUGACUUAAAGGAGUUGGUAGAAUUGGAUCUAGGCGGCGCUCCUUAUGGCUACACACCGUUCUGUGACAGCAGAAAAGAGAUGGAAGGGUUCAGAUUCUGGAAGCAAGGCUACUGGCGUAAUCACUUACAAGGUCGAAGCUAUCACAUCAGCGCGUUAUACGUAGUGGACUUGAAGCGUUUUCGCCGCAUCGCCGCUGGAGACCGCUUGCGAGGACAAUACCAAGCCCUCAGCCAGGAUCCUAACAGUUUAUCUAAUUUGGAUCAGGAUUUGCCGAACAACAUGAUACACCAAGUAGCAAUAAAGUCUUUGCCUCAAGAGUGGUUGUGGUGUGAGACUUGGUGCGAUAAUGACUCCAAGACCCACGCUAAGACUAUUGACCUGUGCAAUAACCCAAUGACAAAGGAAGCUAAGUUAUCAGCUGCAAUGCGUAUCGUACCGGAAUGGAGCCAGUACGACGAUGAGAUCAAGGCACUUCAGGCAAGGGUUCGGCGCGGACUGUACCAGGCUUCCGAUCAUGAACAGGAAAUUGAAGCGCCUGUUCAUGAAGAAAUUACCCCAGUCAGUAGACCAUCAAAACACGACGAGCACACCGAGUUAUGA
Messenger RNA from Arctia plantaginis, 4707 nucleotides. The record is from the annotation of a GenBank genome assembly. Lineage: Eukaryota; Metazoa; Arthropoda; Insecta; Lepidoptera; Erebidae.